Molecule: messenger RNA, 1535 nt
Organism: Plutella xylostella (diamondback moth)
Lineage: Eukaryota; Metazoa; Arthropoda; Insecta; Lepidoptera; Plutellidae
Product: proton-coupled amino acid transporter-like protein acs
Biological process (GO): amino acid transmembrane transport
Cellular component (GO): vacuolar membrane
Molecular function (GO): L-amino acid transmembrane transporter activity
Source: RefSeq, a predicted model, not a curated record
UUGAAGAUUUCCAAGAUUUUAAUUAUUGUUAGUAUUCUUAUACCAUGUAAGGAUUUCAUCUGGAUAAAACAGUGAAAACUUUACCAGUAUAUAAUCACCACUUUAUUUUUUGCCAUGGCUGCGUACGAAUCAGUAAGCCGUAGCAAAAUAUCUAUCAUCGGUAAAGAGUCGUACUUAGAUCUAAAAAAAGCUCAACUGCCACCGCUUACUUUACCAGAGUCUGAAGAUGAUUAUGACCCUCAAAAACAUAGAAACCCUUCGCGAGCUAUUGGUAAAUGGAUGGCGUACUUCAACAUGUCCCGGACGAUGCUGGGUGCCGGCAUGUUGGCCAUACCGCUCGCCACUAGCCAAGCGGGGCUGGCUCUGGGGACCUUCUUGAAUGUCGCCACUUUACUCAUCAUUAUUAAGGCCCAUUGGACUUUGUUAUGGUGCUUAAAUGAAAUCAGUCGGCAGUUGAGAAUUCCAUACAUUUCGUAUCGCUAUGGAUUUCGAAUAGCCCUGUUACAUGGGCCGUCGUGGUUGCAUUGCAUUGCUAGAAAGGGAUCUCUGCUGAUAUCUAUAUUAAUGCUUAUGAGUCAGUUGGGAAUAUGUACGGUCUACGUAAUAUUCACGGUGGGAUGUGUUCGAGACGUCUUGGAUAUAGAGUCAUAUAACAUUGCAAUGGCAAUCAUUAUAUUACCGUUCCUGCUUUUGGGAUAUUUUAUGAAUACACUAAGGAUUGUGAGCUAUACGUCGAUGUUAGCGACUGCUUUAACUUUUAUUGGAAUAUCGAUAGUUUUAUUCCAAACCGUCUAUUAUAUGAAAGAUCAUGUAAAAUUUAAGUGGGCCUCUACAAACGCUAUACCCAUAUUUUUCGCGAUCGGAUCGUACUUGUUCAAUCUUAGCGCAACCGGUGUGAUACUGUAUUUAGAUAGAGCCUUGAGGAAUCCAAAGAUUUUGACGACUCGCACGGGCGUAGUGGCGGUGGGAAUGGGCGUUCCCGGAUUAUUCAGCAUAAUAUUUGGUGGCUUCGGUUACAUUUCCUUGGGGGCUAUGGACGAAAACAUAUUGAGGUCACUGCCUUUUGAUAGAGCAGAAAGUAUGGUAGCAAUAUCUUUCUACUGUCUCGCUAUAACACUUGCCUACCCACUACAAGCCUACCCAGCGACACAGAUCGUCAUAGAGAUCAUAGUUGAACGCUACGAUACGAGACCAGACGAAAAGUACUUGAAAUUGGUUGAGAAGCUCAUACGUGGCAUAUUUAUUUUUAUCACUUUCCUAGUGGCUUAUGUGGUGCCGUUCCAAGGUUCCUUCGUGGCGUUUGUCGGGUGCCUCUGCACCUCGAUCCUCUGCCUCGUGUUCCCCGCCCUCAUGCACCUCAGCUUACUGUACCCAGACCAGUACGGUACCUACAAGCACCAGCUAGCCACUGACGUCUUCAUCAUCAUGAUAGGCCUAGUGUGUUUCCUGUGCGGAGCGGUUAUGUGCGCGUAUCUUUUGUAUAUUAGGAUUUUGUUCAUGAUUAAUAGUGAGAAUAAAUAUAUGUGAAAUGUUAA